GGGGUCCGAACCGAGGCUUCCCCUGCCGGCCGGGAGGCGCGGGGACGGGCGGGUGUCCCCGGGGGCCGACGAGCUCGAGCAGGGGCGCAGGGCGGGUCCUGUGAGGAAGACGCCGUCAGGUGCGCCGCGGCCCGGGCGCCGGAGCUGGGCUCGGAGCUCUCUCCGCCCCCUGGAAUUCAGCCCCGCCGCGGCCCCCGGGGCGACCCGGGCCCCGACCGCCCUUGCGGGAGCGAGCCCCGGAGCGGUCCCCUGGCUUGUCCAGGCAGUUCGAAGAGGGGCUGUCGGGGCUGCUUCGUGGAACUUGAAGGGAGCCUGGCUUCCGGGAGGAGGGUGGUGGCGGCGGCGGGAGGGAGUCCCUGGGGGCGGGGAAGGGGAAUGGGUCCGCGCCUGUGGGCCUUGGAGAAGCCUGACCGCCUUGGGGUUAGCUGCGGGGACCCAGCCGGGCUCUGAGUUGCUGUGCGGUGUUAGUGAUCGGCGUGGCCGGGGGCCAGAGUGGAAGGGGUUGCAGAGAACCUGAGGUGUGGAUGGAGGCGGGGCGGGGUGGGGGGCAAAUCCACGAACCGUAAAGGGAUGGGGAACGUGACCUGGGUGCAGACCCCAUCAGCGUCGUCGGUUUAUUCCCCAACGUUAGAGGUGCUGCCGGGAGACUGCACUCUUGGCAUCCCUCCCACCCAGGUUUUGCCUGCCUUCUGGUUUAGGGAAGAGGGUGUGUGUCAAAAUUCUUUUUUCCUCAGGCUGGCGUUCUGAGGCGGGCACUCUGAUGAGCCGAUAGGCCUAGAAGGAUGGUAGAAGAGCACAUUUCCCUCCAGUUUGGUGGGUAUUGUUAGAAAACGUCAGGUCUUAGAGCUGAAGUAUGGCCGCCCUGCCUGACUCAUCUGGAAAUGGCCUUGCACGCUGUUGUGUAGGCGGGACGGUGGACGUGUGACUUUGCUGAGUAUAAAGGCCCCCUUCUGUCUCCAGGACACCAUGAACGCCAUCGUCGCUCUCUGUCACUUCUGUGAGCUCCACGGCCCCCGCACUCUCUUUUGCACCGAAGUUCUGCACGCCCCACUUCCUCAGGGGGCUGGGAAUGGGGACAGCCCUGGGCAGGGCGAACAGGCCGAGGAGGAGGAAGGUGGCAUUCAGAUGAGUAGUCGGAUCCGCGCUCACAGCCCGGCGGAAGGGGCCAGCGCGGAGUCCAGCAGCCCGGGGCCCAAAAAGUCAGACAUGUGCGAGGGCUGCCGGUCACUUGCUGCAGGCCAUCCUGGGUAUAUCAGCCAUGAUAAAGAGACCUCGAUUAAAUAUGUCAGUCACCAGCACCCCAACCACCCCCAGCUCUUCAGCAUUGUUCGCCAGGCCUGUGUGCGGAGCUUGAGCUGUGAGGUCUGCCCUGGCCGUGAAGGCCCCAUCUUCUUUGGAGAUGAGCAGCAUGGUUUCGUGUUCAGCCACACUUUCUUCAUCAAAGACAGCCUGGCCCGGGGCUUCCAGCGCUGGUACAGCAUCAUCGCCAUCAUGAUGGACCGGAUUUACCUCAUCAACUCCUGGCCCUUCCUGCUUGGAAAGAUCCGAGGGAUCAUUGACGAACUUCAGGGCAAAGCACUCAAGGUAUUUGAAGCAGAGCAGUUCGGAUGCCCACAGCGUGCCCAGAGGAUGAACACGGCCUUUACGCCAUUCCUGCACCAAAGGAAUGGUAAUGCCGCUCGUUCGCUGACCUCCUUGACAAGCGAUGACAACUUGUGGGCGUGCCUGCACACCUCCUUUGCUUGGCUCCUGAAAGCGUGCGGCAGCCGGCUGACUGAGAAGCUCCUGGAGGGCGCCCCCACGGAGGACACCUUGGUCCAGAUGGAGAAGCUUGCGGACUUAGAAGAGGAAUCAGAAAGCUGGGACAACUCUGAGGCUGAAGACGAGGAGAAAGCCCCUGUCGUGCCAGACGGUGCAGAAGGGCGGGAGCUGACCAAAUGCCCAGCAGAGUCUUCCUUGCUCUCAGACUGUGGAAACUGGCAGCCCCGAAAGCUGUCUGUCUUUAAGUCCCUUCGGCACAUGAGGCAGGUCCUGGGUGCCCCGUCUUUUCGCAUGUUGGCCUGGCAUGUUCUCAUGGGGAAUCAAGUGAUCUGGAAAAGCAGAGACGCAGACCUUGUCCAGUCAGCUUUUGAAGUUCUUCGGACUAUGCUGCCGGUGGGCUGCGUCCGCAUCAUCCCUUACAGCGACCAGUAUGAGGAGGCCUACCGGUGCAACUUCCUGGGGCUCAGCCCCCACGUGCAGAUCCCCUCCCACGUGCUGUCCUCAGAAUUUGCUGUGGUCGUGGAGGCCCACACAGCCCCUCGCUCCAGCCUCCACCCGGUCGGGUGCGAGGAUGACCAGUCCCUCAGCAAGUAUGAGUUCGUGGUGACCAGUGGAAGUCCCGUGGCCGCGGACCGAGUUGGCCCCACCAUCCUGAACAAGAUGGAAGCUGCUUUGAGCAACCAGAAUCUGUCUGUGGGUGUGGUGGACCAGUGCCUCGUCUGCCUCAAGGAGGAGUGGAUGAACAAAGUGAAGGUCCUCUUUAAAUUCACCAAGGUGGACAGUCGGCCCAAAGAGGACACGCAGAAGCUCCUCAGUAUCCUUGGAGCAUCCGAGGAGGACAAUGUCAAGCUGCUCAAGUUCUGGAUGACGGGUCUGAGCAAAACCUACAAAUCGCACCUCAUGUCCACUGUCCGCAGCCCCACGGCCUCAGAGCCUCGUAAUUGACCCCGCCGUGGGACUCUGAGCCCACGUUCACCUGAAAAGCGGCGAUUGCCAUCUUCGCCGCUGAGCUCAGAGACGGGUCUCCGAGGGCAGUCACAGACCACUCCUGUUUCCUGGUAAGGAAUGGAAACUGUUGGGGCUGAACUUUGCCCUCUCUGUGGGAUUUGGGCCUGGUGUAGUUUUCAGUACCAUGCCACAAGCCAGUUGGAUUGCUCCAGCUCUGAAGGGGGCACAGAGACACUUGGGACACUAGGUCCCCUGUGUGUGUGCACCUCUGUGAGAGAUGACCAAAGACAAUGUGCAUCUCCUGUCUCUCAAGGAUUUCGAUCUCAGAAUUUAUAGGGAAAACACGUGAGGCCAGUCCCAACUUGGGUAUUUUGGCCACAGUAAAAAACCUCUCUUAAGGUUAAUGUUUGAACCUUUCUGUUCUGAAACCCAAGACUUCUCCAGGUUUUAUAUGUCUUCGUGUAUGUUUUGCUACAGUUGUGACUUUUCAGGGUCUGUGCCGAUCCUCAGUCAUUGUUAGUGAUCUGGUUUUGAGCUCUAGGAAUGGCUUUUGGGGUGGAAUGGAUGUUUUCCUCAUCUUUGGGCCUUCUGGGGUUCAUGUUCUGGAAUCAUGUAACUUCCAAGGCUUCUGGCCAUGCUCUUGGGUGGUUGCUUUGGCAUUUCCCUAUAGCUUGAGGACAGGCCCUGAUCUUUUUUUUUACACAAAGAUGAUACUUUGCUGAAAUGUUGGAUGGAGCCAUUUGUCUUGCCUGACUCACUGGAUGUGGAGUUGAGGAACCCACCACAGUUCUCUCCCGUAUCACUUUGCCCUUUAUUGAUUGCUUCUUUAAACAUUUACAUUUGGCAGCAGGUAACAAUUUUCAGACUAUGGUGAUUUAAGAACAUUUUCUCAUGCCAGUGUGCACCUUUAAUAAGGAUUCAUGGCUUGGAGGGAUUUUCCAGCAGUUUUGCUGAUUUGUUUAUAGUUCUUUGCUUAAUUUAUAUUUAACAUGGAGACUAAGUUUAUAUGACUAGGUAUCUAUCGUGCAAGAACAUUGAAACACAAUAAAGAUGUAUUUUUUU
Molecule: messenger RNA, 3771 nt
Organism: Panthera uncia (snow leopard)
Lineage: Eukaryota; Metazoa; Chordata; Mammalia; Carnivora; Felidae
Gene: FLCN
Product: folliculin
Exons: 13
Coding region: 967-2706 (579 amino acids)
Biological process (GO): positive regulation of GTPase activity; negative regulation of transcription by RNA polymerase II; positive regulation of transforming growth factor beta receptor signaling pathway
Cellular component (GO): cytosol
Molecular function (GO): GTPase activator activity
Source: RefSeq, a predicted model, not a curated record